AUGGAGCUAAUGUUUUACGGCGCCCAUCGUAUGCUACAUGAGAUCAACUUUUUGUGGGCCAGUCAUCAGUAUCAUCACAGCUCCAGACAGUUUAAUUUGGGUACAGCUCUCAGACUGUCAUGGUUUGAGCUAAACAUUGUUUAUUAUUAUACAUCACUGUUGGCUAUUGCAAUACCGCCGCCAAUUAUGAUAAGCCACAUGCAAUACAUGUUCCUAUACCAGGCCUGGUUACAUACGGAAACUAUUGGCAAACUGGGAUUUUUUGUUGAAUUUAUAUUUAACACUCCCAGCCAUCAUAGGGUACAUCACGUAUUUGACCGUCUAUUUGGUACCUAUGCCGAUGAACUGGAACCGCCGGUCUACGGUAUAACCACCCGUGUCAGUGGUCACCAAAUAAUUGGCCAACAAUUAUACUACUAUCUGCACAUUGGUCGCAAAAUUCAUAGAUACCGUCGAUUGAGGCACAAAUUGUUGGCCAUAUUUGCCGGACCUGGCUGGCGUCCCGGUGCUCCACGACUAGGAUUUCGUAAUGAUGACAUACCCGAUGUUAUUGGUGUUGGUCCCAAACCUGGCCAAUUGGCUAACAUUGAUAGUAGUAGUAGUACCGGUGCCGAGGCUGACAACAUUGACCGACUAGACCUACCCCUAUGGCAGGUCAUGUAUACAUCGUUUACAUGUGUGAUAACCGUAAUUGGUUUCUAUAUGUUUGCCAAUCAUUCACUAGUGUUUUUGGGGUCUCAGCACUUGAGCACCAAUCGUAUCGCUUCGUAUUGUCGUCAAGCAUACAAUAGCCAAUCACAGCUCAGUGUUGUCAACGGUUUUACUGUUGUCAACCUGAGCUGA
Oppia nitens is the source of this 843-nucleotide messenger RNA. Its product is annotated as alkylglycerol monooxygenase-like. Bases 1 to 843 code for a protein of 280 amino acids. Lineage: Eukaryota; Metazoa; Arthropoda; Arachnida; Sarcoptiformes; Oppiidae. Gene Ontology annotation, molecular function: oxidoreductase activity; iron ion binding. The record is from RefSeq and is a predicted model, not a curated record. Gene Ontology annotation, biological process: lipid biosynthetic process. Gene Ontology annotation, cellular component: endoplasmic reticulum. The transcript has 5 exons.